Molecule: messenger RNA, 2974 nt
Organism: Rhizophagus irregularis DAOM 181602=DAOM 197198
Lineage: Eukaryota; Fungi; Glomeromycota; Glomeromycetes; Glomerales; Glomeraceae
Biological process (GO): protein phosphorylation
Molecular function (GO): protein kinase activity; ATP binding
Source: RefSeq, a predicted model, not a curated record
AAAAACGAUUAAAACACGACGUCAAAUAAAUUCAUAUAUUUUCCUUAGGAUAUACCUUUUUAACUAAUUGUGUCUUUUUUUUUUAUCAUUAAAUAAAAUUUGAAAUUUAUUUAUUAUAAAAUUAUAUAAAAGAAAUGUUUCAGCAAGUUAAAACAGUUGUAUCCUACGUAGCUGGAACGUCAACGCUUCGUCAAUACGAUCUUGGUGAACAAGUUGCCAGUUCAGGUUUAUGGAAGAUCUUUGCAGGUACUAAAAAGACGACAGGACAAAAAGUAGCCGUAUUUAUGUUUGAAAAAAAGAUUAUAGACAAUCCUUUAAGGAAAGGUUAUGAUAAAAAAGAGACCGAAAGGGUUUAUACAGUUUUAAAAAAAGAGGCUAGUCAAUUGUCGCGACUUCGCCAUCCAUCACUAUUAGAAGUUGUUGAAGCUGUUGAGGAAACAAGAACAGUUAUCACAUUUGCAACUGAACCUAUUUUGGCUUCUCUAUCAAAUUUACUUGGAAAUUAUGAUAAUUUAUCUCCUAUCCCGAGCGACAUUAAGAGUUUUGAUAUGGAUGAAUUAGAGAUUCAGAAGGGUUUACUUCAAGUCGGAAAAGGCUUACAAUUUUGUCAUAAUGAUGCUAAAAUUGUUCAUUCAAAUCUUGUUCCAGAAGCAAUAUUUGUAAAUACAAAGGGAGACUGGAAAAUUGGAGGAUUUGGAUUCGGCACUUUUCUCAAUAAUCCUGAUUCCCCAGUACCUUACGAAUAUCCAGAUUAUGAUGUUCGAAUACCAAGUUACGCGCAAAAAAAUUAUGAUUACAUGGCGCCUGAAUACGUGUUGGAUGAGAAUCUUGAUUUCGCGAAUGACAUGUUUGCGCUUGGCUGUUUAAUAUAUACGGUGCAUAGACAUGGCAAACCUCCAAUGGAAAACCAUAAUAGUAUUCACACAUAUCGAAAAAAUAUUGAAAAUUUAUCAUCGAUAAAUUACGACCAUCUUCCAUACCAUCUUCAUGAGGUUAUGUAUAAUCUUAUUACGCGAUAUCCAUCUCAGAGAAUGACUGCAGCUGAAUUUCAAACGUGCAAAUACUUUGAUAAUGUCUUAGUUUCAACUGUGAAAUUCUUUGAAAGCUUUCCUGAGAAAACCGCAGACGACAAAGCAAAUUUUAUGAAAGGCUUAAUCAGAAUUUUGCCGCAAUUUCCUGAAAGAGUACUAGUUCGCAAGAUUUUACCAUCUCUUCUUCAAGAAAUGAAGGAUCAUUCACUUUUGGCUUAUACUCUUCCUAAUAUUUUCUUUAUAGCACAAAAAUUAUCUCCUAAUGAUUUUUGCGAAAAAGUUCUUACUCCUCUUAAACCAAUAUUUUCUGUUUCUGAACCAAUGCAAAAUAUGAUAACUUGCCUAGAUAAUAUUGAUUUGUUUCAACAAAAAACCUCAUCUUAUAUAUUUAAAGAAGAUGUAAUGCCCUUAAUUUAUCAUGCGUUGGAAGCUAAAACACCUGCAAUACAAGACAAAGUUCUUAAAGUUAUUCCAGCGAUAGCUGAUUCUUUAGAUAUUUCGACUGUUAAGGUUUCAUUAUUUCCAAGGAUUCAGAAUUUGUUUAUCCAUACUACACUAUUAUCCAUUAAAGUUAUAGCCUUAGUCUGCCUUCAAUCAUUAAUAAAAUUUUUGGACAAUUUUACGAUAACGGAAAAACUUAUACCUUUGUUAAAAGGUAUCAAAACAAAAGAAGCCACUGUAAUGGUUACUACGCUAUCAGUGUUCGAAGAAAUGGGCAAGAAUGGAGAAAAAGAUGUUAUAGCUACUGAAAUAAUACCACAAUUAUGGAGACUAUCUGUUGUUCCUACGUUAAAUCUUCAACAGUUUCAAAAAUUCAUGGAUGUGAUCAAAAAAUUAUCUAUGAAAGUUGAACAGGAUCAUUCUCGUCAACUUCAAGACAUUAGGAAUAUUGAAGAUAAUACAAAGAAAUAUGUAGAAGGAGGAAAAAGUAGUGAUGAUGUAGUUCCCGUUGAUUUUGAAAAGCUUGUUGGUUCAUCAGGAGGAACAAUAAAUGGUAAUACAAGAAAUGGCAUUAGUAAUGGUGCCAUUGAAAUUCCAUCGGAUCCUUUUGACACACCGGGUAAUAAUCCUGUUGCCGAAUUUAUGACUACAUUAGGAUCUUCUAAUAUGAAUUCGACGAAAAGUGAUAGAAAAUUGUCAUCAUCAUCCGUUCAAUCUGAUUUCUUCAUAACAAAUGGAGGAAUUACUCCAAUGUCACCAAAACCUCGUAAUUCAUUAAAUUCAACAAAUUCAUAUGCAGGAAGUAAAGCUCAUUCGCAGACACAAUCAAUAAAUUCAUUUUCUACAACAUCUAAACCUUCACUUGAUAUAAUUCCAUCAUUACCGCCACCAAAUUCUUCAAAAGCAGGAACACUUUCAUCAACUUCAACUACUACUUCAAUUUCAUCAAGUCUUUUUAAUUCAAUAGCAACAACUUCACGAAUGUCUCAACAAAAUUUUGAUCAUUCAAAUACAAUGAAUACGUCUAGGCCAUCAUCAAAUACGCCAUCUUUAAACAACAUAUAUUCACCUAAUACAAAUACAAACACAAGUUUUAAUUCCCAAUUUAAUUCAAUGUCAUCAUUGCCAAACAAAAAUAAUAAUACACUUAAUUUGAAUAAGAAUAUGAAUACUCCUCCAUCUCAACCUAUGUUUAAUGCCGGAAGUAUACUUCAACCCAUAAAUUCAAAUAAGUCAGGGUUAAACAACAACGGCAAUAGUAAUAAUAAUUCAAGUACUAACCAAAAAAUAAGCAAGGGAGAUUUAACGAUGUUCGAUCCCUAUUCGUAAAAUUUUUUUGUUAGAUAUAUUUAUUAUUAUUUAGAGGGAAAUAGCAGAGUUGUACAAUUUAUAAUGAUUAAAUAUAUGUUAAAAUUAUUUAUAUAGUAUUAAAAUAAAUUAUACCAUGUAAUAUUAUAAAUUAAUUAAUAUGCGUUAUUUUACAAAAAUCAAAAUUAAUAUAA